AUGCCACCUAGAACUCGAGGAGGAGGUCUUAAGGGACGACCCCCACUUAGGGGUAGAGGAAGAGGAAGGGGACGUAAUGGGAGACGAGAGGAUUCUGUAGAGCAGCCUGUUCCGCCACCAGCGGCACCUCAGGCCGCACCAGAUCCUACAGCUGCCCUAGUAAAUGCAUUACAAACUGUGAUUCAAAAUCUGACUGCCAACCCGCAAGCGAAAUCUCCUACAUCAACUAUGGAGGCUAGUUACUUGCGAGAUUUCAAGAGGGGUGACCCUCGAACUUUUAAGGGGACAUCUGAAGAUCCAACUGUGGCACAGAUGUGGUUGAGAUCCAUUGAGACCAUAUUUGGGUUGACCAACUGCCCUGAGGCCCAUAGGGUGGAGUGUGCUACAUUUAUGUUGCGUGAGGAUGCAGAAUUGUGGUGGCAGGCCACCCGUGACAUUAUUAGUCCUGAGGGAGGUGCAGUCUCAUGGGUGGAAUUCAAGAGUGCCUUUACUGAAGAGUAUUAUCUAGAGGAUGUUCAGCUACGAAAACAACAAGAGUUCACUCAAUUGAGUCAGAGGGGGCGUAGUGUUACUACUUACGUCAGAGAAUUUUCUAAACUAAAGCGGUUUGCCCCAGAGUUGGUGAACACGGACUACAGGACAGCAAGACGUUUUGUGCUGGGGUUAGACACGAAGAUUUGUAAAACUGUUGAGGCAAUUGCACUUGCCACUUACGCUGUCGCCUUGAGAGCAGCUAAGUCUAUGGAAGGACUUGAUAGUUCGCAUGAAACCCCUUCAUCGUCAGUGGGACAAAAACGUCGUCACGCACAUGAAAACGAAUUAGAUGGCAAGCCUAAGUGUAAUAAGUGUGGGAAAAAUCACUGGGGUAAAUGUUUAGGUCACAUUAGAGCCUGUUUUCGGUGUGGAAAGGAGGACCACGUGGCCAAGGAUUGCUCGGGAGGCGGCACAAAGGAUUCUAAAAACUAG
Molecule: messenger RNA, 966 nt
Organism: Cucurbita pepo subsp. pepo (vegetable marrow)
Lineage: Eukaryota; Viridiplantae; Streptophyta; Magnoliopsida; Cucurbitales; Cucurbitaceae
Source: RefSeq, a predicted model, not a curated record